GCAUCAUCUGUCUACGCACCAUCGAAUUCCUCUUGCUGACCACCCCUCAACAUGAGCAGCGAAACGAACAAACGUCUCCAAGCCAAGCUUGAAGGCUUUUCUGAAAUUACAGCCCUCACUCAGCGGGCCAUUAACGCUGCCAUGGUCAAAUUAGUGACGGAUAAACCGGAAGUUGCCCGUGUUAAUUGUAAAACAAAACGGGGGGAUUCAAUCAAGGCCACGAUCAAUCGACCCCAGGCGGCAUUGAAAGUCACUGGGAGCAGUCGCGCCGAUAUCGAGUAUUUUGCUCAUUUUGGAUCGGGAACCCUACAUUUCAACUAUGAUCCACCGUUGGAUUUUGAUAUGAAAGACUGGGUGGUCGCGUUCAAUGUGAAAAUCGACUCGAUUGAGGUCAAAUCGGGCUCUGAUGAGGACAGGCAGGUGAGAGGCGCAAUUCAACAGCCAGGAGACUUUUCAAUCAAGUCCUUGUUCCUCACAUUUAACUCGGGAGACAUCAUCAAUCCAAACAUGGACCACUGCAACUUCAAGGGAGCCGAUCUCGACAAGGAUGACAUCCUCACGCUUGGUGGUCUUCUGGCCAAAUGGUACAUCGAGGAAGGGCCCAUGGUUGAUCGACGAAACCGCACAAUCGGAUACGGAGUCCAUACUCCAGAUCCAUCGUCCAUGAACGAGCAGGCGCCCACAUUUCCUCCCACUUCGUUGAAAUUCCAAACGUACGAAUACAUCGCCCCGGGCAAAACAGCGCCAGAGGAAGGAAUUCCACAAGGAGACAAUAACAUGCUGUUGUAUCUGCAAAUGACAGAGAACAAGCCAUUUCCCUCGGCUGCUAUCCUCAACUACUCUGGAAACUAUGCAGCCAGUGGAAUGGACGGAACAAUGGCGAUUGAACGCGAGAUCUUCUUGGAUAAGUAUCUCCUACGGACCAAAACCCCUGAGCUCCUUCACGUCUUCAAUCACGCCACAUACGUAUGGAUUAAAAGCGCGAGCGUGGACAAGCCCACGGAGGUAAACUGGGAGAUUGGCGUUGGAGAUUCGAUCCAUUCCUACAAGCCGGAAUUCUUUCGCUGGGAGCCAACAGGCACCAUGUCAUGGGCUUGGGGACUUCCGCAAAAGACGAUCGAGCAGUAUUACAAGAACGAAUAUCAGCCAGGCUACAGGUAUGGAAGGCUGACUGUUGACUGCACCACCAGUAAUCAUAUGUCAACGCGGCCCGGAUCGAAUGUGAUUGAUGUAAGCGGAAAAUCAGACAUAAAGGUUGAAGGUUCCGCGGGUAGCUCAUCUCCAUGGACGCCCUGGGCAGCCAAGUAUGGUGUGCAUGUAUGGCUGGAAUGGAAAACAACAAUCACUAUCAAGGCAGUCGACACUGGUGGUCUUCGAAUUGAUCUUGAUCUGGAUGAAAGCAAUUUCAAGACCAACAGUGACCCUAUCUAUUUCAAGGGAGAUGAAGCUUAUGGUAUCACGAGGGAAUCCGUAGAGAAACGACAGUCCAAAGUCGUGGAUGAUCUCAAAGCAACGUUGAAAAGCUCGCCCUUUAAAGAGAUAAAAGAGAAGCUACAAGACAACCUCAACAGCACCGCACGAUUUGUGGUCCCGGGUCUGGGCACCUUUCGAUACAAGGAUCCCGUCUUUAAUGAUAAGGGUGACCUUUUCAUCCAAGUCGCCUAUCAAUGACAUGCGGUCUCUCCUAUGGGUAUGGAUCGAUAAGAGUGGCACCAGGACACUUGAGAUUGCUAGAAGGAAGGGUGGGUGAUUGCAUGGUUUGUUUACUGUUUACUACAUUGGCACCGAUGGCGAAUGAUAUCUUGGACUGUGAUUAUCACACGUUACAUGAAUAUAUAUUGGAAGAUGGCCUAUCUGAAGCAAAAGAGUAUUCUAAAUACACGAAACACCGCUCUCUUGUCUUCCCA
Molecule: messenger RNA, 1907 nt
Organism: Aspergillus wentii DTO 134E9
Lineage: Eukaryota; Fungi; Ascomycota; Eurotiomycetes; Eurotiales; Aspergillaceae
Exons: 7
Coding region: 52-1671 (539 amino acids)
Source: RefSeq, a predicted model, not a curated record